Leishmania mexicana MHOM/GT/2001/U1103 is the source of this 294-nucleotide messenger RNA. RefSeq lists its product as hypothetical. Lineage: Eukaryota; Euglenozoa; Kinetoplastea; Trypanosomatida; Trypanosomatidae. Bases 1 to 294 code for a protein of 97 amino acids. The transcript has a single exon. The record is from RefSeq and is a predicted model, not a curated record.
AUGUCUUCCAUAUGGGAGGUGGGCUCCUCCACGCAGACAGUCGAAGACGCAGACUUGUCGCUCAUCCAAAACGUGACGCGCGCGCUGGCCUCCAUGCACGAGCGAGUCAAACAGCAGCACGCGGAGUUGACGCGAUGGCACCAGCAAGCCUACGAGCUGGUGCGCACGAUGGUUGUACAGGGGAACUGGCUUAAGGAGGACAACCCUCAAGGGCGCGAUGAGCUGGCGAGGGUGGCGACGUUCCUAUUCUGUGGUCGCACAAAGGAGGAUGAGGGACGGUCGAUUAUGCAGUAA